Molecule: messenger RNA, 3682 nt
Organism: Cottoperca gobio
Lineage: Eukaryota; Metazoa; Chordata; Actinopteri; Perciformes; Bovichtidae
Gene: cspp1a
Product: centrosome and spindle pole associated protein 1a
Exons: 28
Coding region: 159-3491 (1110 amino acids)
Biological process (GO): positive regulation of cytokinesis
Cellular component (GO): centrosome; spindle pole; microtubule
Source: RefSeq, a predicted model, not a curated record
GAGGAGUUUCAGCUGAGCUUUGAUGUAACUGCAAAGUAAUAAAUGGACGAAGGAUGGGACGAGGAGCAUGAAGAGGAACCAGCCAAAGAUAUAUCCUCACUGAAGGCUGCUUUAUAAAGAUAAUCCAGUCCGAACAAUACAAACUACACAGUGUGGAUAUGCCUUCAGCAUCAGCAGCACAGAGAAUAUCCCCGAAUCCAGACAGAGGUUUGGGUUUAAGUUUUCUGCUGGGAAGUGACUAUGAAAGGAAGAAGAAGAAACUUCAGCUGGAGCUUCAGCUCGACUACAAACAUUAUGCUGCCAAGAAAAAGGAUCUUAAAACUGAACCUCGUCCACAACCCCAGGGUCUCUCCCUCCCUAUCGAUGAGAAGAUAUCGGUUCAGGAAAGACUAAGAGAGGAGAGGAGAAAAGAAUACAACCUCUUCCUCCAGGAAAAAGCUCAAAUGGGAAGGUGGAAGAGGGGAACCCCCCCCGUCACUUCAACGCCUGGACAGGUUCAAGCUUCAGAUGUUCUUCACAACAUUUCUUCUCCAGCUUCUCCUCCGCCCGUCCUCCACACCUGCACAAACACACAGCCUCCUCCCAGAGAGCGCCCUGCGUCCAGGAGGGACGCAGCCACGCUGACUGACGCCGUGGAUAAUGGAAACAGCUCACGGACUCGGGGGCCAGGGACUCGGGGACGAAGGCGUUGGCAACUCCAAAGACAGAAGGAGCCCUUGUAUAUCUACAGCUCUGAGGAGGAGCCAAUCACAGACCUCGAGGACGAGCUGGAGUUCAGACACAGGAGGCGACGAGACCGACACACUCCUGAGUACAAGGAGGAGAGGAGGACCAGAAAACGCAGAGCGAACAGAGCUCCUCCGGACCAAAGGGAGGCGGAGGCCCCAGAUGUUCAACAUCACAACAAUGAGUGGAAGUCCGAUCUGCAAAUGUCAGAGAGCUCGAAGACGACUGCAGCAUCUAGAGCUGCUACCAGCAAGGAUCCAGCACAGUGUGCUACUGGACUCAUGAUCGGAACAGCAGACGAGCAGACGGCCUCUCAGGCGAGGAAAGAACAGUACAAGACAGAGCUGCUGAAACAAAUAGCUGAACAGCAGAGAAACAAGAUCAGGGAGAAGAAACUUGGGGUCGCUGCCACUGGAGCCGCAGACCCUGAGAGACAGUUCAGGGCUGGAAAUCGGCCAUUUGACGGCUGGAGACGAGAUGUCCUCCACAAGCCCGGAGUCGAUCUGCAGGCUGUGGGGAAAGAGCCAAACCCAAAGUCAAGAGAUGACAAACACACAGAGGACGCAGAGCAGAGAGGAAGGUCUCAUGUGGGCUACAGAGCAGCUCUCAGUCAGCUGACCGGGUCCAGAACGAGACGAGAUGUCCCCUCGCUGGACUACUUUAAUGAGGACUACCACAGGGACUUCUCAAACGUUCUAGGCGAGGUGGCCAACCUGAGGGUCCCUGGUGUUCCUGCUCCUGCUCCUCCCACUGGGACUCCACAGGAUGCAGCUUAUUACAACUACAGAACCAGGACUCCUUCCAAUCUGAAUGAUCUGCCUGGAGGGGUGCAGCUGUCCGGGAACUUCUACAGUCCUCCUCAAAGACCACCUCCUCCAAGACCCAGCCGCCGCACUGAAGCGACUGAUCAUCGCCCUCCUCUGGAUGUUGGAGAGCUUCCUGCAGACAAGCUGAUGAGAGAGCGAGCACUGAGCUACCAAGAAGCUCUCCGACAGCAGAUCACAGAAAGACAGGAGCAUAAAAGAAAAGAGAAAGAAGAGAAGGAGCGAUACGAUGCCAAGAUGGAGGCCGAGAUGAUGGCGUUCAACCCCUGGGGGAGAAGUGGAGGAGGCGCUCCAAUUAAAGACCAAAAAGGGAACCUUGUUAGUGACCUGAACCAAAUGUACAGGACCAACAAGGAGUCUUAUAGGAACCCUGCGUCUGGGAAUAAUGGACAGACACAAAGCUUUUUAAUGAGGGAUGGAGACACUCCUGCUCCCCUGUCCCAUCGGAUAACAGGCUUCAAUACUCAGCCAACUCCACAGCAGCUCCACAUGCAGGACAAAUACAAAGAAGACCUGAAGCAGCAGAUGGAGGAAAACAAGCAGAAGCAGACGAAGGCGGCCGAGAAAACGAGGAUAGAGGAGGAGAAAGAAGAGAGGAGGCUGGCGGACCAAAGGGCUUGCAUACUGCGGGAAUAUGAGGAGGAGCAGAGCAAGCAAAAGAAGAUUCAGCAAAGGCUGAAAAACAAAGACCGAGUCCUUGAAGUGAACACUGAACACAAGGAGGAGAAGAAGAGACGGGAACAAGAUGUGGAGGAGAAAGUGCCCGAGAGGGACGGAGAGGAGACAAAGACACAGAUGACCUAUGAGAGAGCGCCAUCCCCUCCCGUCCCGACCUUACAGAGGAAGCAGACAAAUGUGGAGGCAUCCAGACCUCCGUCUGUGGAGAGCCAGCUCUCCGCCAGGACCGAGCUCUCUGUGUCAGCACCACACUCCAGACUAGUACCUGCUGAAAUACCUCAACUACAAGAUAGUCAGCAGGAAGUGAUGAGAGGGCUGUCAGCCCUCCGGAGGUAUCUGAGGAACGAGCAGAAACAACUGGAGGCUCAGCUGGGAAAGAUAGAUCGACAGGAGCCUCACUACACUCCCCCCAACAGACCCAGAGGACGACCCAGAGUGGACGCCUUUGAAUCAACGCACAAGCAGCCGUCAACCAGGAGUUCCUCCUCUGCUGCUGCACGUGUUAAUAUGCAACACAUGAGCGAGUUCAACCAUCUUAAAUGCAGAGAUUCAGCAUCUCGUGAGGAGGUGCGGCUAUUGUACCCGGACCCUCCCACUGACACACACAGUCUGGACAUCCAACAGCAGGUUCUUCUUCGUCAACAACAACGCACACUCAGGCUCAUGAAGCGAGAGGAAGAGCCCGACAUUUUGCAGCAGCAGCCGAGCCACUCUCGUUCUAGGAACAAACCUGGACGCUUCCUCCACAGAGACAACAUACUGCCAUCUGAGACAGAUUUCAUUGGUAAGACUGAUCCUCUGUUCUUCUACUUCCUGCAUGAAGAAAGUGUUUACAUCAGUGGGGAACAGUAUGCUCAGGACAUUUUCCAUAAAGGUGACAUGCCUUGGGAGUUCUCAAGUCUCGUCACUUUUCUGAUUUUACAACAUGAAACACAUGAGAAUCUCUUCCUUCUGCUCGUGUCCACGGAUCAGAGGAGCCGUGACCUCCGGACAGAUGUUCAGUCUCUGCAGUCGGAGACCAGUCUGAACCUGGACUCUGAAGUCAGAGCCCACACACAGCACUUUGGGGACGACACAGGCAGGGCAGAUUGGCCGUCUGCUGACGAGGCGGACGUGUCGUCUCCGCGCUCGGCCCUGGACAGGCGUGUCUCCAUGGACACGGUUGCCACAGAGGCCUGGCUGCGGCCCGGCACGGCGGACAGUGUGUCACGCUCCAGCUGUAGGGAGAGGACGGAGGCUCCUCCCCGGCUGACUCACCGCUGAAUCACUUUGCUGGCCUACAUGGUGAAUGUGGGAGUCCGUGUUUACACAAGACUCUUUACCCGGCAACAGAUGUAGUCCAUAAACCUCUGUUUGUUUGUUAGAAAUAUACACUGGAGAGUUAUUUUCUAAUAAAAUGGAAUUUAAUGUAGUCCUGGCUGAACGUCAGUUAGAAGUGAUUCAACUUUUCAAAU